This is a messenger RNA of Larimichthys crocea (large yellow croaker), 1790 nucleotides long. RefSeq names its product eukaryotic translation initiation factor 3 subunit A-like. NCBI's taxonomy places the organism in Eukaryota, Metazoa, Chordata, Actinopteri, Sciaenidae. The coding region runs from base 87 to 1487 and encodes 466 amino acids. The record is from RefSeq and is a predicted model, not a curated record. The transcript is spliced from 2 exons.
CCUGGGGAAAUUGAUUUCUUUACAGCAGGUCAUCUGCCCUUCCACAACAAACCCGUGUGAAGUACUGGUAAGUUAUUUAGUCUAUUAUGGAAAAAACAUUAAGUCCAAUGGAAGACCAACGUAUAACUGAUGCAGCGCAGAUUCGGCGCCUCAAAGAAGAAUUUGAAGAGAUGCAGCAAGAGUAUCUUAAACAAAUAGCUGGAAUAAGUGAGUCUUAUACAAAGUGGAUACACGUUAAUGAACGUACAAUUUCCGAACUCGAGGCAACAGUAACCAGCCAAGCAAAAAGGAUUAAGUACUUGGAAACUCUAAAGAAGUGCAGAUCCGUCGGCUCACAGGCAGGCAACACCUACACACAGGAGGUGGCUGAUCGCGAAGCUCGAGAAAAAAAAAUAAGAAAAGAGUACGAGAAAAAACUGUCUCUCAAAUCACGAGAGCAAGAAACACUUAUAAAAAAACACCAAGACGAUAUAGAAAAACUAAGAAAAUAUCAUGAGGACGAGGUGAAGUGUUAUAAAACAAUGAAGACAUUACAGGAUGUGAUCGAUACCACCCCAGUAAUAUCUGAGAGGGAAAUUCAGCUUACGAUUGAGAACGGCAAGCUUAAAAAGCAGGUAAUAGAAGCGAUGGUCCGUGUGGAUAAAGAAUAUUGGAGAAAUCAGCUCUUGCUGGAAGAUUUUCGUAAAGAGGACGCAAAAAAGGAGGAUUUCCAGAAGAAAAUAGAGAAACUAAAUCGUACAAUUGAAAGAAUGAAAACUGAAUAUUCUGCACUAAAAGAAAAUCGAGAUGAGAGUCUAAGAUACCUGGAAAACUGCCAGCGAAGAAACGUAGCUUUGGGUGCGCAUUUACAAGAAAAACAGAAAACAAUAGUUGAGCUGAAUAACAAAUUAAACGAGAAUCAAUCCACUCACCACAAAACGCUCAAGCAUGUAAAAGACCUUGAGCUAAAAGUGUCAGAACAUCUUGAGACGAUCAAAUUACUGGAAAGGACCGACACUGUAUCUCGACCAACAUUAAAGAAACUGAAUGACCAAUUCAAACAGCAGAAGAAAAAAGAGAGAGUAUUCAAGGAGGAUUUACUGGCCUGUAUGGAACAUAUAAGUGACUACAGAAAACUCAAGGAUAACCUAAUGGCUCUUAAAAGACGUCAUAUAGACAAUGAGGUGAAUAUUGUUGUUGAUAAGAAAACUAGGACAGAGUUUGAAAAUAGUAUUGCACUUCUCAACACCUGCAAAAUUGAGGUUGAAAAGUCAGCGAAAAAAUAUAAAAAGGAGAAAGAAAAAGAGAUUACAGCGUGUCAUCACAAGUAUGACAAGCUCCACCAGGAUUACAACAGCACUCUGAUGGAGCUGAUGGAGUAUAGACGAACUGGUAAUGAAAAGAAAACUCAAACAGUCACUAUAACACCAAAUAAGCAACGGGCCAUAGAUUGGUUAGGACGGAAAUCUAAUAAAAUUGCCACAGCUCUAGUCCCAGUUGACAUCUAAAAUGUCCAUGUCCACAAGGGUUUCCGCCGAGUGCUUCGGUUUCUCCCACUUUUUUGAGGUAAGUUGAAAAACAACAACUAAAUUGCCCCUCAAAAAAAAAAAAAACUGUAACACCAAAGAAGCAAUGGGCCAUAGAUUGGUUAAGACGGAAAUCUAAUGAAAUUGCCCCAGCUCUAGUCCCAGUUUACAUCUAAAACGUCCAUGUCCACAAGGGUUUCCGCCGAGUGCUUCGGUUUCUCCCACUUUUUUGAGGCAAGUUGAAAAACAACAACUAAAUUGCCCCUCAAAAAAAAAAAAAAAAAA